Molecule: messenger RNA, 674 nt
Organism: Orycteropus afer afer
Lineage: Eukaryota; Metazoa; Chordata; Mammalia; Tubulidentata; Orycteropodidae
Gene: RPL26L1
Product: ribosomal protein L26 like 1
Biological process (GO): ribosomal large subunit biogenesis; cytoplasmic translation
Cellular component (GO): cytosolic large ribosomal subunit; ribosome
Molecular function (GO): structural constituent of ribosome; RNA binding
Source: RefSeq, a predicted model, not a curated record
UCACCAUGAAGUUCAACCCCUUCGUGACCUCGGACCGCAGCAAGAACCGCAAACGCCACUUCAAUGCGCCCUCGCACGUGCGCAGGAAGAUCAUGUCGUCCCCGCUCUCCAAGGAGCUGCGGCAGAAGUAUAAUGUCCGCUCCAUGCCCAUCCGCAAGGACGACGAGGUCCAGGUGGUUCGAGGACACUACAAAGGUCAGCAAAUUGGCAAGGUAGUCCAGGUGUACAGAAAGAAGUAUGUCAUCUACAUCGAGAGGGUGCAGCGUGAGAAGGCUAAUGGUACCACUGUUCAUGUGGGCAUUCACCCGAGCAAGGUAGUUAUCACCAGGCUAAAAUUGGACAAAGAUCGGAAAAAAAUUCUGGAACGCAAAGCCAAAUCUCGCCAAGUUGGAAAAGAGAAAGGCAAAUACAAGGAAGAACUUAUUGAGAAAAUGCAGGAAUGAAUAUAACCUGUUGUGGAACCACAGUUUAACCGUAGAUUUCUAGCCUGGUGUGUGUUCUUGGGAAUUGUUUAAGAUGUCUCUGAAACAUUUCAUUUCCCUCUUGUUUUGUUACUGUUAAGUGGCUCUGUAAAUCUACCUUGCAAUUUUGAUUAAUAAUUUUAUGAAUAAACCUUGGAAUUGUUUCCUAAUGGCAAAUGGUGUUAGCAUUGUCUUGUAAAUAAAAUCCAUCUU